Tetrahymena thermophila SB210 is the source of this 1326-nucleotide messenger RNA. RefSeq lists its product as hypothetical. The record is from RefSeq and is a predicted model, not a curated record. The transcript has 2 exons. Lineage: Eukaryota; Ciliophora; Oligohymenophorea; Hymenostomatida; Tetrahymenidae.
AAACCUUGCCACCCAAGUAAGUCUUUUAACUUUAUAAGUAAAAGAAAAUUCCUAAAAUGUAAUAAACACAUAAAUAAUAACAAUAAUAAUAAGUCAAAUUAAAAAAAAUUAUUCAACUCAUAAAAAAUCUUAUUUCUUCUAUUUGACUAAAAAUUAGAUUCAAAUAUGAAUACAGAUUUAAAAUUGUAUCACGAAAAAUACCUUUAAACCACUAAUAUUGAAAAAAACCCACUCAACACUUAAUUUUAAAAUAUUAACGAUAAUAUUUUUAAAAAUGGUACUUUUGAAAAUAUCUAAGCCUAAAAAGAAACAAAUUAAAGAAUAAAUAAUUAAGGAUAAGAAUAAAUGAAGAAAAAUAGCUUAAAAUAAGAAGAGGGUCUUAAUUCUAAUUAAUAAGAUUUAAAAUAAUUUCAUGAAUAUAUUAGUUAUUCUAAUGAUGAUAGUGAUGAUGAGGAUAGCGAAGAAGAAUACUCAAUUUGGGAAGAAAGUGAAAUUGAAAAUAAUGGAAUAAAUGCUGAUACACUUACUGACCCUAGAGGUAACUAAUUAUAGUUUUACUAGAUCUAUAGACUUCGUUCAGCUUUAUAUUAAAAAUCUUAUGUAUCUCGUUUAGACACCAUUAAAGAAGUUUUAAAAAUAUCAUCUCAUUAAAAAAAAAAAAUAUCAAUAAACACUCUUAAACAAUAAUAAAAUUACCUUGACUUUUUCUAUCCAAUACAAAAAAAGGAUUUUAAAAAUGAAGAAAAUAUUUUAUUUAAUAUCAAUAAAAGCACUCCAAAAUAAUUUGAAAAUUAUUUUAAUUAAGUAAACAAAGAAAUCAAAGAUAAAAAUUUAAUAGAAUAAGUAAAUAACUAUUAAAACAAAGAUAAAAAUUAAACCAGUGAAAUAAGAUCAUAAUUAUGUUUGUAAGACUAAAAUAGUAGGAGAUAAUCUUUAAAGCUACUUUUAGACAAGAAUAGUAAAAUGAAAUAAAUAUUUGAAAAUAAUAAAAUCUACAAUACGAAAAGCAAAGAUAUAGGAGAAUAAGUAUUAGGCUAUUAUGCUAGAAAAUAAUCACUAAAAUUGAUAUUAAAUAAGAACAAAGUAUCUAAAUAAUCAAUAUCCGAAAAUAAUAAUUUUUAAAAAAUUGAUUUAAAUAAAGAUAACAAUAUAAAAGAAACAAAUUAUCAUGGUAUUUAAAAUAAAUAAAUAGCUUGUGAGGAAGAAAAACAAUCACCACAAGAUUUAGAUGAAAAAAAUUAAUUAGAAAGUAAAAUUAGAAAAGGAAAUUUAAUAUAAAUAAACUUUUCCUUUCUCUCUAAUUUAAAAAUGAAGCUCUUUUCCUGA